This is a messenger RNA of Anopheles coustani, 6892 nucleotides long. RefSeq names its product dual specificity tyrosine-phosphorylation-regulated kinase mbk-2-like. The record is from RefSeq and is a predicted model, not a curated record. Gene Ontology annotation, biological process: peptidyl-threonine phosphorylation; peptidyl-serine phosphorylation. Gene Ontology annotation, molecular function: protein serine/threonine/tyrosine kinase activity; ATP binding; protein serine/threonine kinase activity. The transcript has 3 exons. NCBI's taxonomy places the organism in Eukaryota, Metazoa, Arthropoda, Insecta, Diptera, Culicidae. Bases 916 to 4320 code for a protein of 1134 amino acids. Gene Ontology annotation, cellular component: nucleus.
ACUCGUACGGGGUUUUUUCUUGACGGGAGUUUUCGUUUCGUUUCCCGUUCGACGAAGGAAAACCAGUGUCUGACAAAGAAAUAGAACAUGGUCUAGGCAAGGUGAAAGACUUGCUCAUUUAGCCAGUGGGAUACGGAAGCCCCUGCAGUAGAAUCUUUAGCAAUCGCGAGACGCGGCCGAGAAAUGGAGUCGACGGGCAAUGUGCAUAUUCGCUUGCGAAUGGCAUGAAAAGCGAAGAGGCACGAAACAAGUAACCUCCCGAGGCACCAUCGUAAACCAUCAGUCAAGCAUGAGAAAAAGGCGUGCUGUUUGCAGUAGAAAAUGAAGUGAAACAGUCCGCAGCGCGUGUUACUCGCGCGCGCCGUAAGGAUAUCCGCAGCAGGACAUUUUGCCCCGUUCGAGGUCCGAUUGGAGAAAGAAUCAGUGGUCGAGAAGAAGGAGAACGAUUUUUCUACUUGACUGUUUGAUUCAUCCAGUGUUGGAUAAUGGAGAAGAAUAACUGCGGAUGGAAGAAAACGGUAGACGUGGAAUUAUUGCUGUGAAACCGGGAAAAAAAACUCUUCGCCGCUCGAGACACAAAGUUGAAGAACCAUAACUCUACCCUGAAGAGAACGCACAAUUACCAACCAUCGGCAAAGCAAUUCUCGCGCAACCAUCGAAUGCGAUUUCUGGACCGAUCGGCUAGGCGUCUUACAUUGCGGAACAACAGUAUGACCGCGAGCAUCGGGGAACCGCAGCAACAAAGUCCCUCGCUAGUAGCAGCAGCAACUCCUGUAGCAAACAACCCCACCGCCGAACUGCGCCCACUUCCGGUUGUUGUUGUUAUUAACCGUGCCGGUGGUGGUGGUGGAGGUGGUUGUGGCGGUUGUUUUGGCGGUCGUGUAGGUGGAAGGCAUCGUUCGGCUUCCUCCGAGCAUGUUGCUUGCGAGCAGCCGCGUGUUUGCGCACUGUGAUGUGGUAGAUAUGGACUGUAACGCUGGCAGCAGUAGUAACGGUGGCAACAGUAACGGUGGUGGCGGCGGCGGCGGCGGCGUCAGCGGCUUGGUCAGUAACAGCAUCUUCACCCGGCAGUCCUCGGUGCCCGGUGCCGGUAACGGUGGUGGUGGUGGUGGUGGAUACUCCCUGCUGCUGGCGGCAAACGGUGGCGGUAUUGCCGGUUCGUCCGCAUCGACCAGCUCGCUCCGGUGCGACAAGGUGAACGGCAACGCAACAGGAACGAUCGUAUCGAGCAAUAACGGUGGCCCGGUAGGAGGAGUCGGAGGCGCCGGCAUCGUCGGUGGGAGUAGCAACAAUAUCAACAGUGUCGGUGCGUGCGGCGGGGGUGGCGGCGGACUGGUGUCCUUCCAGCCGCCACUGAUUGCUCCGUCGACGGCACUGAAAACGUCCUCGCUGACGUCAUCGGCCAUUCUAUUCGGUGGAAGCAGCGGCAACCUGAGCAGCCUCGGUGGCAAAUCAAACACCCACAAGUGGAUCGGUUCGCUGUGUGAUGGUGCAACAAGCAUUGGCUACGCGGGUGGAAGUAGCGGAAAGUUAAAUCAACAGUUGCAUUUUCAACAACAGCACCAACAACAGCAUCAGCAGCAGCAGCAGCAGCAACAACUGCAACUGCUCCAACAUCAUCAGAGUAAACACCAACAGCAGCAACAGCAGCAGCAGCAGCAGCAGGUGCAUCAACAUCAGCAGCAGCAGCACCAUCAUCAUCAUCACCAUCAUCACAGUCUACCGAGUGGACUGAGUACGACAAGUGGCAGCAACAUGCUCGACAGUCUCACCUUUCGGUUGUGCGAUGUGGACGGUGCGGUGAGCAGCACCAUGGCCAACGUGGGCGGCAACAAUGGUGGAGGAGGAGGAGGAGGAGGAGGGGCCAACGGUGGUGGUAUCAACAAUGGGUCGACAAAUGGUAGCGGAAACAGUGGUAGUAUCCUCGUCGUUGUUCCUCAAACGGGCAGCGGGAAGCAGUCGCACUCGUCCGGCGUCGGUGGCAUAAGCAACAGUGAAAGGCUUGCGUACUCUACUCACCAUCAUCAGCAACAGCAAAAGCUGGCCCAGCAGCACCACCAUCAGCAGCAACAGCAACAACAACAUAGUAGCAAUAGUAGUAGUAGCAGCAAUAAUAGUGGCGCUAUUGGUGCCAUCGGUAGUAACGAUCUACCGAUCAACUAUAGCAAAAUGACACGCAUCGGAAAGAUGGGAUUGAGUGAGCAUCAUCACCAUCACCACCAUGAGGGAGCGGGCGGAUCGGGACCGGUUUCGUUGCAACACCAGCAACAGCAGCAACAAGCGGCCCAGCAACAGCACCACCAUAAGCAGCAGCAGCAGCAGCAGCUACAGCAUCAUCUUCGUAGUGCUGUUGGUGGUAGCAGUGGUAAUGUGGCUAAAGCCGAUGCAUCCAGCUACUGCAAGGUGACCCGAAUCGGAAACAUUACCCUGCUCGAUCCGGAGGACCAGACGAUGCACAUGCAGCAACAACAGUCGCACCUGCUGGGAAACAACGGUGCAGGUGGUGCCGGUGGGAGCGGCAGUAGCGGCAGUGGAAGCAAUAACACGCUCAAGAAGGACGAGGUUAGUCUGACGAAGGUGGCCAAAUUGGGCCACUCGGUGGACCAGAAAGUGUGCGAUCUUCAACAGCAUUUCAUCCAGCAGCAUCAACAUCAGCUGCAACAGUUGCAGCAGCAGCAGCAACAGGCGGCCCAGCAGCAGGUGGUCCAGAAACAGCAGCAAGCACUCCAGCAACAACAACAGCAGCAACAGCAGAAGAGUGGUGAUCAGCAUCAGCAAGGUGAAGGAGGGGAAGAGGUGCGCAUGACGGAAAGUCUGGCACCGUUCGAGGUGCUCCGGUUGUACAUGGAUAAGCUGACGCAGUACGAACACCACGAGAUCUACAACUACCCGCGGAUCUACUUCAUCGGUGCGAACGCGAAGAAGCGGCGCGGCGCCGGGAACUCGGACUACGACAACGAACAGGGCUCGUACAUCCAUAUCGCGCACGAUCACAUCGCCUACCGGUACGAGGUGCUGAAGAUCAUCGGCAAGGGCAGCUUCGGGCAGGUGGUGAAGGCGUACGAUCACCGCAACUUCCAGCACGUGGCGCUCAAGAUGAUCCGCAACGAGCAGCGGUUCCACCGGCAGGCGCAGGAGGAGAUCCGCAUCCUGAAGCAUCUGCGCGCGCAGGAUCGCUACAACUCGAUGAACAUCAUCCACAUGUACGACAGCUUCGUGUUCCGCAAUCACAUGUGCAUCACGUUCGAGCUGCUGUACAUCAACCUGUACGAGCUGAUCAAGAAGAACAAGUUCAAGGGCUUCAGCAUGCAGCUGGUGCGCAAGUUUACGCACUCGCUGCUCAAGUGCCUGGACGCGCUCUACAAGAACAAGAUCAUCCAUUGUGAUAUGAAGCCGGAGAACAUCCUGCUCAAGCAGCAGGGCCGCUCGGGCAUUAAGGUGAUCGACUUCGGGUCGUCCUGCUUCGAGAACGAGCGCGUCUACACGUACAUCCAGUCGCGGUUCUAUCGCGCCCCGGAGGUGAUCCUCGGCGCCAAGUACGACAUGGCGAUCGACAUGUGGUCGCUCGGGUGCAUCGUGGCGGAGCUGUACACCGGCUCGGCCCUGCUGCCCGGCGAGGACGAGUACGAUCAGAUGGCGUGCAUCAUCGAGCUGCUGGGGAUGCCACCGUUGAAGCUGCUGGACAAUGCCCGGUCCGCUUCCCGGUACUUUGCGUUCGAUCGCGAAGACCGCCUCCCGCACUACUGUUCGCUCAGCUUUCGGGCGGACGGACGGGAGGACAUUCAGGGUAGCUACAGUCGGCGCGGCCGGUACCGGGGUGCACCCGGGACUCGGGAUCUUGCCAAGGUGCUGCACUACAGCGACGAGCUGUUCCUGGACUUUGUCAAGCACUGCCUGCGGUGGGAUCCGAAGCGUCGCAUGACGCCACAGGAAGCGCUCAAUCACAUCUGGUUCCACCGGAUGUUGCCUCAAUCGCCGCAGGUGGUGAAGAUUGGCGUAAUUGCGGAUGCCCCGGGAACGACCGAUCCGGGUGCGGCGGGCGGUGCUGGAGUAACGGCAGCGGCAACUACGACGACAUCCUCCCGGGUUCCCGGUGUCGUUCGCUCCAAUCGUCCGUCAAGCCCGUCGGGAUUGAGUAAGGCUGGGGUAACGAUGACGGCCGUCGGCAGCAGUACCACCAGCAGCUCGUCAAGCACGGCAGCCUCCAUCAGCAAGCAGCUGAGCUCAUCCAUGGUUAGCGGCGGCGGUGGUGGACUAGAUGGCAGCUCCGGUAGCCUAGUCGGAGGAGGUGGCGGUGGAGGGAUUCCGAUGGGUUCCUAGCACCACCAGAAGCCUUUAGUGUCGUCAUCAUCUUCGUCCUACGGUGUUGUGGGAUCGUUAAAGAAGGUUUCGUCGGCACUGUCGGUAGUGGCAUCCGGUGGUGGUGGUGUUCCUUCCGUCGGUAACAAUCUCUCAACCAUCAAAACCUCUCCCACGGCAGCCAUUUCUACCAUGCACCCACCGGCCCCGGUGCUUUCCCUUGCGGGAUCCUUGCAGCAGCAACACCAUUCCCAGCCGCAUCCUAAAGCUUCCUUGCAAGCGCUACUCGAGGUGCGCAUUCUCGCUUCCGGUCGGCCUAUGGUAAGUGGUGGAGGUGUUGGUGGUGGUGUCCAGCCUCCCUGUGCUACGGAAUCGACAUCGACGACCCUAGAGGAUGGUAGUUCCUGUGCCUGCGAAAGGAAAAGGCUUCACCAGCAUCUUCCGACACUCGCCCGCGAACCGGUGAUGUCACCGACGCACUUGGCUGCCCUGGCGUUGGACACCGGUGAGGAGGAUAGCAAUAACAGCAGCAACAGCAGCAAUGGCAACGGCAGCAAUACUCAACCACCUGGAUCAACCGGCAGCGAACAGCUGCUACAACCCCCUGGCCAAUAGCAUCGUCUAGCAUCGGCCAUCUCAUCGACCACAUCGUCGUCUUUCGUAGAGUACGUAGGCAAAUUCUAGUUGAAUAACACACACUGGCAGCAACCAAUUUGAUCGACGGUCAAAAUAUCGAUAGGAUUACUUGUGUGUUUCCCCUCGCUGUGUGUGGAAGGUCUUUCUUAGUGUCUACCCUGUCACACACAUACACACACACUGUCAAGAAAGAACUCCAAUAUCGAAGGGGUCGUGAUAGUGUGUAAUAGUUGUAGCAGAAAUAAGUAUCCGGCAUGAUUGUGUCCUUCGUAAUCCUCAUAGGGAAAUCUCUAUACGUUUGAUAAACAAAAAACAAGAAACAGAAAAGGAUCUCGACACACGGACCGAGGAGGAACAUUAGAUAGAUAAUACCGGGGGCGAUCGCCACACCCCAUCCCCUUUGCUCUUUUAGCUAAAAGUUGGGGGAGUUUCCAUGGCGGAAGUUUAUUUGCGAGGAUAAUUUUUGCCCACAAAACAACUUGUAGAUACAUUUAUAAUUUUACUAUGCUUUUUUCUAUACCAUUUUUUUUUUAAGUUCCAUUCCUAUCUCUCAGACUACAAGCUAUUGACUACGACCCCGUUUCUCAAGGGGGUAAACGCUAGUGGCUAGUGUUCUCAUUACUUUAUGCUUUAAAACGAUUUUGGAAAACGAUGACAAAAGUUCCAAUAUUCAUACAUUUAUUUUACAUGCGCGAUAGUAAUGAUUCCGACGAUCCUGUUUAGGCAAAAUCCUUCGCGAAAAUGAUUCACAAAAAAACAUUGUGUACAGUUAGUUCCGCAUUUGGGCGGAAAGUUUGAUGGAACAUUCAGAGAUGCGAGGAAGAGAGAAUAAAAGAGUAAAAAAACUGAAUCAUAUAAGGCUGUUAUAAAUGUAAAUUGCGCGCAUAUCGACGUACUGUUGUUUGCUGUUUACGCAGCGAAUGUAGCAUAUUUAGAGAGGGCAGUAGGCAAAAGGACGAAAAAAUGAAAUCCGGAGAAAAUUUGGACAAACAUAUUUGUUUUGCGUUUAAAAAUUAAUGAUUUACCAAUCUCUCACAGUCGCGUUAACAAAAAACACUUUUGAGGCUUUUGAUUUUUUUUCUCCUAAACAUCGCUUCCUUCCUUCAACGCGUACAGAUCACUGUCCAUCACUCGACCCCCCCUAAGUUUCUAGUGUUUACCAUGCAGUUAUAAGUUUUCCACUGCCUUCAGCGUAUGCGUUUAGUUUUUGCUUCUUGCAAAAGAAGGACUUGUCGCAUGCAAACACGAGACUGUGUGUGUUCAAAGCCAAUGACUUAUUAGGGGUGAAAUUCAACACUCGUGCUAUUGAUUUUAUGUUGUGGCUUCUUGCAACCGUGUUGUGGUCCCAAAAAUGACCUGGGGAAAGCAUAUAAAUUACGAGUAUGAGCACGCCCAUAUUAUCAUUCCGCUGCAAGUUGGAUAAAGAAAGUGACAACGGGAGUAUAUAUCGAAUGACAACCCAAUACAAAAUUAGCAAACCAAGUAAGAACACGAAUAAGGAUAUAGUGAAGCGGAUGUUGUUUUCCUUGUUAGUAGGAACUUAGGACAAAUCAAAAUACCUAUCGUAUUCGGCUUGAAAUGUUCUAUCAUUAGGUACAGAGGUUCGGUGCUGCGAAGGGAGAGUAAAACAAUACCAAAAACUAUAACAGUUGUGACCGUUUUAACGAAUUUGCGAACUCAGCUUUGCGCGGGCGGGUUUAAGAUUGUGACGUACUGUGGUUGUUAUAGUCGCGUUCAUUUAUGGAAAUGGCAACAAAAACAUACACGACGACGGUUUAUUGGUUUGGUUCGUCGUUUAAGUAUCGGCUAUAGCAAAAUUAGACUGAUGAGAGAGGACGUUUUUUAGUACCCUCCCCCCUCCCCCUCCCCAUAGAGCUGGGAGUCUGCUUUAUCACUAGCUAGGAAAGACAUAGCGGUUUAGUUUCAUGUAGUAUUGUAUCCAUUCCUAUAGACACCC